AUGAAGGUCUUCGAAUCAAAGUGCACUUUCGACUACUCAUGGGAGGAGGUAUCUCGGGCGAACUGGAGGAAAUAUUGUGCCUGGAACGACAAAGCCUCUCAUGUCGCCUCAGUCGAUACUCUUAGUCGGUCAAUUGACCCCGCCACCGGAAUCCUGCGGACGGAACGAUUAAUCGCAUGCAAGCAGUCUGUCCCGAGAUGGCUUAUGGUCGUCGUCGGUGGAGCUGACGUCUCUUACGUCCGAGAGAUCUCCUAUGUCGAUCCGGUAGCUAAGACCGUUCGCAUGGAAUCCCAAAACCUCACCUUUAGUAACCUAUUAUCCGUUUUCGAGACCGUCACAUACCGACCGGACCCUUCAAGCCCCGAAACGAAGACGAUUUUUGAACAGGAUGCUCAAUUCAAAGCUGCCGGUGGUUUCAGCCGGUUUUGCAAUAAGAUCGAAGACUGGUCCGUUGAAAGAUUUGGCCAGAAUGCUAGCCUCGGGCGAGAAGGAUUCGAAAGUGUCUUGAGAAUGAGCAGACAGGCAUGGAACGAUCUCCGAGACCAGAGCUCCUCGUUGCCGGCGAUGGCUGCGGCGUCAGCACCAUCAUCUGCUUAG
Molecule: messenger RNA, 597 nt
Organism: Orbilia oligospora ATCC 24927
Lineage: Eukaryota; Fungi; Ascomycota; Orbiliomycetes; Orbiliales; Orbiliaceae
Exons: 2
Coding region: 1-597 (198 amino acids)
Biological process (GO): phospholipid transport
Cellular component (GO): mitochondrial intermembrane space
Molecular function (GO): phosphatidic acid transfer activity
Source: RefSeq, a predicted model, not a curated record